UUAGAAGGUCAUCAAGGUGCUUCUUUAUCAGUCAAGUUCGAUAAAAGUGGCGAAAAUGUUGCCUCCUCAGGGAUGGACAAGAAAAUCCUAUUAUGGAACUUACCUCAUGCAUCAUCCCAAGAAAAGGCUUCCAAUUAUGGUGAAAUAACUGGUCACAAAAGUGCAGUAACGUCAAUAAGAUGGCUUAACAAUGGGAGUAUUGCUUCGUCCUCAGCAGAUACCACUGUUGGUAUUUGGGAUACUGAAACUGGUCAAAGAAUAAGGAAAUACACCUCUCAUUCACUUGUUGUAAAUGAAGUUGAUAAUGAUCAAAAUUUGGUUGCAUCUGCCGGUGAUGAUGGGUUUAUUUUUGUGUGGGAUGAAAGAGAGAAAGGAUUUAUCAAUAGUUUCAAAACUGAAUAUCCACUACUGACAGUUGCAUUUCAUAAUAAUAUAGUUUUUGGGUCUGGUAUUGAACCGAUAAUAAGAGCUUGGGAUAUCAGAUCUCCUUCAUCACCUGUUUUUGAAAUAGAAACGUUACACACUGAGUCAAUAACUUCACUUUCUGUUGAUGACACAAAUUUAAUAUCUAGGGAUAAUGAUACUGUUAGAAUUUAUGAUCCUAAGGUUGUACCAGGAAAUCAUAUUAGACCAAAAGUUUAUGAUGGGGCUCCAGCUGGACCAGAAAACUUGUUGAUAAGGUCAAUUGUAAAGAACAACUUGAUAUUGUCAGGUUCUUAUGAUAAGACCGUUACUUUAUGGGAUGUUGUUUCUGGUAGAUUGCUGAGAAAACUCACGGGUCAUACUGGUACUGUUCUUUCUGUUGAUGAGCAUGAUGGGAAAAUAGUUUCAAGUUCUACUGAUGGUACUGUUAUUUUGAGAUACAACUAA
Molecule: messenger RNA, 870 nt
Organism: Hansenula anomala
Lineage: Eukaryota; Fungi; Ascomycota; Saccharomycetes; Phaffomycetales; Wickerhamomycetaceae
Product: WD40 repeat domain-containing protein
Exons: 2
Cellular component (GO): catalytic step 2 spliceosome
Molecular function (GO): RNA binding; protein binding
Source: RefSeq, a predicted model, not a curated record